Messenger RNA from Zasmidium cellare ATCC 36951, 1305 nucleotides. RefSeq lists its product as uncharacterized. Lineage: Eukaryota; Fungi; Ascomycota; Dothideomycetes; Mycosphaerellales; Mycosphaerellaceae. The coding region runs from base 1 to 1305 and encodes 434 amino acids. The record is from RefSeq and is a predicted model, not a curated record. The transcript is spliced from 2 exons.
AUGCGAGACGAUGAGGACUUGGUCUUCACACGAAAGCGAGGUGUUCCUAAUCGUGGACACGACACCCAGGAAGUUACAGAGCUGAGAGUGGCCCUGCGUGGUGCUCGUCAUUCCGCUCAUGCCACCCAGUUACACCCCGCUGCUGCGACGUCAAGGGCAACAGACUCGGCCGCCAUGAGCCCAGCGCACGACUACGACGGACAUGAGACUCCACCGCACCACCAUAUCUUCCAAGAGCACCGUACAGCCGAGGAGCAAACGCCGGAGCAAGAGCAGAUGGAAGAGCAAGUCGUGACCCAAGGACAGGCCAAAGGGCAGGACAUGACCCAGGAGAGGACCCGCGUUCAGGAGCCGGCCUUGGUCAGAGAAGAACGCAUCGCCAACGAUUCGACCAAACAGCAGACCAAAGAGCCACCCAAGCAGCAGUCUAUAUCAGCAGCACGUUACCCAACCCGACAGCGUACCCAGCGGCAGACGCAACCAUACAGCUGUCAUCAAGAACAAGAACGCAGCACGUUCGGCACUUAUGUGUUAGCUCAAGGCAAGCAAACGAUCGAUGUUCCAUUGGCCGAGAGUAUUGAGCAAUAUGGGUCAUCAUCGUUGUCUGACGUCGACAUGGGUGACGAGUACUUGGUGCCGUCUGACGAAGAGACGGACGUCAGCAUGGAUGACGAGACGGAUGUCAGCACAGAUGGAGAGAUGGACGCAAAUCUGGAUGAUGCUACGGACGUCAAUGUGACAGUGACGGGCAGAGUGAAGGCCGAACCCGAUGACACGACCAUUGAUAGUCCAACCAAAGACGGCAACGACCAAGAAGCCACUUUGGAGCGCGAGCAACCCAUCAGGUCGAGACACCAGCGCCUGAAAGAAGACGAUCCAGCAGGAUACCAAGAGAAGCUCCGCAAGAACUUAGAACGUUCUCGCCGCAACAAGAAGGAUCCAGCCAAAGUUGCGAAGAAGCGUGCCUACGGCAAGAAAUCCUACCAAAAAAUCAUGCAGGACCCAAGUCGCCACGAAAAGCACAAAUUGCGAAACCGUGUAAACUCGAAGAAGCGCCGUGAGAUCCAUCACGGCGAACCCAAGGACCCUGUCAAGGUUGCAAAGGAUCGGGCUAGAAACAAAGCUUCUUACAAGAAGUGUAAGAAUGAUCCAGUCCGUUGGGAGGAGCGAAAAGCACGGCAGCGUGUGAACAAUGCGAGAUGGCUCAAGAAGCGCAAUCAGACAGUGACAGACAAUCAAGCAGAUCUUGAACAAGACGAGGAUGACGACCUGGUCGAGGGUGAGAGUGGGGAUGAGGUGGAUUGA